AUGUCGCAAAUCAACAAUACUUUGGUAACUAAGCAAUAUCCUUCUACUACUAGACGCACACCAACUCCGGGGAAGGCCACCAUCCUUGCCAUUGGAAAGGCCCUACCGAGACAACUUGUUCCUCAGGACCGCUUGGUGGAGGGUUAUAUUCGAGAUACUAAAUGCGAUGAUUUGGCUAUUAAAGAGAAACUCGAGCGCCUGUGCAAAACUACUACUGUGAAAACCAGGUAUACAGUCAUGUCGAAAGAAAUUUUAGAAGAAUACCCUGAACUUGCUACAGAAGGCUCUCCAACAAUCAAACAAAGACUCGAAAUAGCAAAUCCUGCUGUAGUCGAGAUGGCAAAGGAAGCAAGCCUUGUUUGCCUAAAAGAAUGGGGAAGGCCUACUAAAGAUAUUACCCACAUCGUCUAUGUUUCCUCAAGCGAGAUACGGUUACCUGGCGGUGAUCUUUACCUUGCUAGUGAACUUGGCCUCAGAAAUGACGUGGGACGUGUAAUGCUAUACUUCUUAGGCUGCUAUGGAGGGGUCACGGGCCUUAGGGUCGCCAAGGAUAUUGCUGAAAACAAUCCAGGAAGUCGAGUUUUACUAACAACCUCGGAAACAACCAUUCUCGGUUUUAGGCCUCCAAGCAAAGAUCGCCCUUACGACCUAGUUGGGGCUGCCCUUUUCGGGGACGGUGCAGCAGCUGUCAUUAUUGGUACUGAUCCAAUACUUGGCAAAGAGAUGCCAUUUAUUGAACUAAAUUAUGCAAUUCAGCAAUUCUUACCUGGAACUCAUGAUGUAAUUGAUGGUCGCCUUUCUGAAGAGGGAAUAAAUUUCAAGCUAGGUAGGGACCUGCCUCAGAAGAUUGAAGACAACAUUGAAGAAUUCUGCAAAAAACUAAUGGCGAAAGCUGGUUUGAAGGAAUAUAAUGAUCUGUUUUGGGCAGUGCAUCCUGGAGGGCCGGCUAUCCUAAACCGAUUGGAAAGUAUCCUUAAUCUGAAAGACCGGAAACUGGAAUGCAGCAGAAAGGCACUGGUGGAUUUUGGGAAUGUUAGCAGCAAUACUAUAUUUUAUGUGAUGGAAUAUAUGAGGGAGGAGUUGAAGAAAGAAAAUGGAGAAGAAUGGGGACUGGCUUUAGCAUUUGGACCUGGCAUAACAUUUGAAGGCAUCCUCAUUCGAAGCCUGUAA
Molecule: messenger RNA, 1170 nt
Organism: Fraxinus pennsylvanica
Lineage: Eukaryota; Viridiplantae; Streptophyta; Magnoliopsida; Lamiales; Oleaceae
Source: the annotation of a GenBank genome assembly